Molecule: messenger RNA, 762 nt
Organism: Coniophora puteana RWD-64-598 SS2
Lineage: Eukaryota; Fungi; Basidiomycota; Agaricomycetes; Boletales; Coniophoraceae
Exons: 5
Coding region: 1-762 (253 amino acids)
Source: RefSeq, a predicted model, not a curated record
AUGAGAGUUAGCAGAUGGAUCAGGUUGGACAACACCAGUGAUACAUUAACUAGGAAAGAGCAAGUUGCCAAGCUGCAUGCUAUCAUCCGAAUGAAGAAGUACACGCCGGAUGAGCAGCGGGACAUGAUGCAAGCGCUCAAGGACUACUGCAACGAGAAGGAGACCUCCAUACACCUCUUGAACCACGCAGCCAACAUGGACACCAUCCAGACACAGCGCAAGAUUGUUGAGCUGCUUGACGGCCUUCGGCUUCGCACAGGUAUUUACAGCACUAUAAUGGUUGUGCACGGCCAUAUCAACAACAUCAUUGAGCCCUUCAUCUAUGGUACCAACAACUCCGACAACUUCUUCCAGGGUGGCUUGGGUUUCACCCCCAAUGAGGUGGUCCAGAAAUACGAGCAGUGGGCGUGCACUCAGAAUGAGAGCACCAUCAGCCAUCCCAACGUGUGCAUGAACUACAAGAAAUACGAGGACAAGGUGGUCCAAAACUACAGUGUGUGCCUGGUCGGAUGGCCCGAGGGUGCCCCUUUCACCCGCCCCUCCAACAUUGGCACUGUGGGCCACAUCCGCCGGCUGCGUGAUGCGUUGAAGAGUGACGAAUGUCACUGGGAGACUCUGGAUGGCAAGCGCAGCAGUGCUAAGAAGUGUUGCGUCCCCAGUGCCCGGGUUUCCAACAAGUCAAGGGCAAAGGCGUCGGCAAAGGCAUCGCGCAAGAAGCAUGCCGCCGUCAGCACCAAGUUUGUCGACUCUGAUGUCAAGUGA